This is a messenger RNA of Staurois parvus, 537 nucleotides long. The record is from the annotation of a GenBank genome assembly. Lineage: Eukaryota; Metazoa; Chordata; Amphibia; Anura; Ranidae.
CUGGAAAGUGUCCGGACUGGAAGGGGGGGUGAGUGUCCCGGACUGGAAGGGGGGGAAAAGUGUCCUGGACUGGAAGGGGGGGGGAAAGUGUCCGGACUGGAAGGGGGGAAAGUGUCCGGACUUGGAAGGGGGGAAAGUGUCCGGACUGGAAGGGGGGGGAAAGUGUCCGAACUGGAAGGGGGGUGGAAAGAUGUCCGGACUGGAAGGGGGGGGAGUGUAUCCGGACUGGAAGGGGGGGGGGGAGUGUCCGGACCUGGAAGGGGGGGGGAAGUGUCCCCGGACAGGAAGGGGGGAAGUAUGUCUGGACUGGAAAGGGGGGAGGGAAGUAAGUCCGGCACUGGAAGGGGGGGAAGUGUCCGGAACAGGAAGAGGGGGGAAAGUGUCCGGACUGGAAAGGGGGGAAAGUGUCCUGGACUGGAAGGGGGGAGUGUCAGGACUGGAAGAGGGGGGGAGCUGUACGGACUGGAGGGGGGAAAGUGUUCUGGACUGGAAGGGGGGGGAGGGUGUCCGGACUUGGAAGGGGGGGAUAAAUGGUCC